AUGAUUCCCUGCAUGAAACCUGGCUGCCAUCGAUGGUUCAGAAACAAGUCGGGCCUAACCCAGCACAUCAACAUAUACCACCCAGUAUUUCUGCCUAUCAACAUCCCUGCACAGAGGAACAAUUCCAGUUCCGACCGGAUGACGACAACUAUAGUGACCCAUCCACAAGCCCUUCGAAUCCAACCCUUCUGGCAGAGUUUGUUGGACAAGGCAACAAGUAUUAUCGGAACUAUCACCCAAACCUCACCAUAUUUACCAAUGUAUUAUUUGACAGGGCAGCCUUGUGAUUCGUCUGGAAACCCCCUCCCAGUUGGACAGUCAUCCCCACAAACUCCUUCUGAAAAGCAACCUAACGAUUGGUCACCAUACUCCAGUCAUCUGGAGUUCGAGCUAGCUGACUUCCUGUUCACCUGCAGCCAGAUGUCUGCAGCCAAUAUUAACAACCAGCCCGUCUUCAAAGAUAGCACUGAAAUGUACAAGAUGAUCGAUUGCACUAUACUUGGUGAUGUACAGUGGGAGAAUUUUUGCAUAUCCUAUACUGGCGAACAACCAACUGAUAAUGUCCCAUCAUGGAUGAACACUGUGUACGAUAUUUGGUUCCGGGACCCUAAAGACAUUAUUUGCAAUAUGCUUUCCCAACCUGAUUUUUCAAGAGACAUGGAUUACCAGCUGUUUUGGGAAUAUGAGAGCGCGACGGACAAGAGACAGUGGGAGGAUUUCAUGUCUGGUGAUUGGGUGUGGACUCAAGCAGACAUAAUUUCUCAUGAUUCAACCAUGCAUGGGUCAACCUUCAUUCCAAUCAUCCUUGGCAGUGACAAGACGACCAUGUCAGUUGCAACCGGUCAAAACGAUUAUUAUCCCCUCUACCUCUCAAUAGGUAACAUGAGCAACAAAGUUUGUCAUGCACAUUGCAAUAGUGUCGCUCUCAUUGCUUUCCUUGCAAUCCCACAUACUGACAAAGAGCAUGCAUCCACUGACAUGUUCCGACAAUUCCGCCACCAACUCUUUCAUUCGUCACUCACAUAUAUCCUUCGAAAUCUCGAGCCUGCGAUGACCAAACCAACUGUUAUGUGGUUUGGUGAUGGACACUAUUGCCACGUAAUUUUUGGACUCAGCCCUUAUAUCACCAAUUAUGAGGAACAAGUCCUUCUGGCAUGUAUUGUAUGUCUUGCGAUGAGGCAGGAACUUGAUACUGAUGCACUUUAUCAGAGUCGCAAACAUGCAGAAGCACUGAUCGAGGAGUUUGAUCUCAAGACCUUACAGGAUGCGUAUGGCAUUGUGGGUGAUACAAUUCUGUUCACCAGCAGUUUUCCCCGUGCCAAUAUAUACCAACUCAUCGCCCCUGAUAUACUACACCAGAUCAUCAAAGGGACGUUCAAGGAUCAUUUGGUCGAGUGGGUUGAAAGCUAUUUGAAGACCGUGCAUGGCACAACAAAGGCGAAUGUGAUCUUAGAUGAUAUUGACCGGAGAAUUGCGGCUGUCGCACCUUUCACAGGGCUCCGUCGCUUUCCCGAGGGCCGUCAUUUCAAACAGUGGACUGGUAACGACUCAAAGGCACUAAUGAAGGUGUAUCUACCUGCCAUUGAGGGGCAUGUACCAACGGAGAUUGUGCAAACAUUUCACGCUUUGUUGGAGUUCACAUACCUGGUCCGUCGCAAUGUCCUCACUGAAGAAACCUUGGUUGCAGUUCAAGAUACCAUCGACCGCUUUCACAAGUACCGGGAAAUAUUUCGCCAAUCAGGUACCAUUCAAACUUUUUCCUUACCACACCAGCAUGCGAUGAAACACUACCCUGAUCUUAUACAUUUAUUUGGGGCGCUGAACGGACUUUGCACAUCAAUCACCGAAUCAAAGCAUAUCGAUGCUGUGAAGGACCCGUACCGGCGGACCAAUUGUAACAAGCCACUGGGCCAAAUGCUCAUUAUCAAUCAGCACUUAGAUAAGUUGGCGGCCUCUCGAAGGGAUUUCAAUGAACGAGGGAUGCUAGAGGGAAACUGCCUCAUGGCAACUAUGCAGCUCCUUUCGACUCAAGAUGGCAGAGAGAAUGGCAGUACAUCACAGGUCCUAGGUUCUGGUCCCCAUAAUGAAGACAAUGGUGAGGCUGUGGACUGCCCAACAUCCAUAGAGCGGGCCAGAACCGUGACAGAUCUUGCAAUCGAGCUUGGUCUAUCAUGUCUCCCUACCAUUCUGGAGGAGUUCCUGCUUCAACAAGCCAACGCUGAAGACUACUGCGAUCUCUGUGACAUCCCACUAUCUGAGCGCCCCAUCUAUGGCAACAAAAUCACCAUCGUUAAUUCUGCAGCUGCACUAUUCUAUGUGCCAAGUGAUAUCAGUGGUAUUGGUGGCAUGCGGCAUGAGUAUAUCCGCUCGUGUCAUUCGUGGCAGAACGGGCCACCCCGGUAUGACUGUGCAUUUGUGAAUAUUAAUCCAGGGCUGAAGGGGAUGCAUGGUUUGGAUGUCGUGCGUAUCCUUGGGUUUUUUUCCUUCAUUUCCCAAAGCAAGCGUUACCCAUGUGCAGUAGUGCAGUGGUUUGACCGUGUCGGGGAUGACCCAGAUGUGGAUACGGGGAUGUGGAUCGUACACCCAGCCCUUACUGCAAAUCGUCACCUGGCCACCGCUGUCAUACACGUAGACACCAUAUAUCAUGCAGCACACCUCGUCCCCUUGUACAGCACCCACCCCAUUCCCAGAACCAUAAAGCCGCAUCAUUCUUACGAUGCAUUUACCACCUUCUACGUGAACAGAUUUAUCGAUCAUCAUGCAUUUUCACUUUUAUCAGAUUCGUACUUGUAG
Pisolithus orientalis is the source of this 2793-nucleotide messenger RNA. RefSeq lists its product as uncharacterized. NCBI's taxonomy places the organism in Eukaryota, Fungi, Basidiomycota, Agaricomycetes, Boletales, Pisolithaceae. The coding region runs from base 1 to 2793 and encodes 930 amino acids. The record is from RefSeq and is a predicted model, not a curated record. The transcript is spliced from 12 exons.